CAGUACGGAGGUGUUUCUGACGACGUUGAACAUAGCAGCACCAGAACUACGAGCCAUGAAUGAGGCUGCACACCCAACUUUGCGGCACGGUUCAAGAAAUCAGGCAAUACCUCGCACCCUUGACGCUUAAUUUAGUCCGAUGACCGUAAGCGCGGCUUGCAUAUGCAUGCUGACACAUGCAGCUCGCGGUGUUCAAAAGAACCAUCGAAUGGACGCGAUCCGGUGUCGAAGCCCGUUUACCAGACGUAAGGUUGAUUCUGCAAUCUAUAGGACACGAAGAUGUAGCGACUCAAUUGCACUAAAGCAACGUUGUAGCGAUGCAGCCUUGUCAGCAUGUCAGAGUAUCUCAGUCCCGAUUUACUGGGUAAAUAACGGCAACCAAUCAACAUACCACUUGCAUUCACGAAGGGUGGGACUGUGCAUGAGGUUGGUUACCCGAGGAAGUGCGUCGGCGCUUACUAUGCUCCGACAGGUGGUUGCUUCAGGUGGCCGGUUGGGCGAAGCGAGGGCGGGAGGGAACAAGCAGAGUCGCCAGGAACAGUACACGAGUGCAGGCAAUUUAUACUAUCGCAGACUAGGAUUAAAUAAUGGUAUAGUGAAAAAGAUGAUGCCUGUCCAGGACAGAUGUGGAUGUAUGAUUACUUCCAACGAACACCCAGCUGGGCACGUGCACACGUGUAUAGCGCGAAUCUGCACAACAAGGGCACUACUGUGUAUCCCAAAAAAGGUGGCCUCGAUGUUGAAUAGAAGAUGCUGAUUAAUAACCAGCUAGAGCCUGAAGAUACUGGAACUACCGCUCUGAGCGCUCGCGUAGCCAAAAUGAAGGCGACAAAGGCUGCGAUACUUCGGGUGACAGAUUCGCAGACUGGCGCUAAUUGACAUAGACGUCCUGCAUGUUGAAUACGUGUA
Cucurbitaria berberidis CBS 394.84 is the source of this 909-nucleotide messenger RNA. RefSeq lists its product as uncharacterized. The transcript has a single exon. Lineage: Eukaryota; Fungi; Ascomycota; Dothideomycetes; Pleosporales; Cucurbitariaceae. The record is from RefSeq and is a predicted model, not a curated record. Bases 140 to 757 code for a protein of 205 amino acids.